Messenger RNA from Owenia fusiformis, 3259 nucleotides. The record is from the annotation of a GenBank genome assembly. NCBI's taxonomy places the organism in Eukaryota, Metazoa, Annelida, Polychaeta, Sabellida, Oweniidae.
AUUUAUUCGUGAGGUGGAUAUUUACAUUUGGUUGUACAAUACAUCUUAAAAAUAGACUUAUUUUAAAUCCGGCGUUUAAACUUAUAAUUGAUAACUAGGUUAUUAGGCCUACUCAUAUAUACAACAUAUUCAUGUGUCAUUUCCGUAAAUACAGUACACGAUAACCAUUAGGUUACAAUAUAUAGAUCUUAAGCUAAACUAAAUAAAGGAACAUUUAAAUAACACAUAUACGAUUGCCAGCAAGGGUUUUACAAAGGACAUGGACAAAUAAAGCGAGAUUGUUUACAUGCAUAUAUAUGUUCUGUAAAUUGAGAGAUUCAUGGUAGACUUAUAUUGAGCACCAAAGGAGAUCCAAUAUUUAAAGGCAUAUCUUUACAUUAUGUGUUAAGAGACUACAGGACAAACGAACCCUAUCAUAAAAUUGGGAUAAUCACCUGAUCACCAUUGUUAAACCGGAUAAGCAAAUAUAUAAAGCAUGCCACCAGCCAAAAAGAGGAUUAUAAAAUACGUACAGCUGAACGGCGCAGAGAAGAGAUAUGUCCCUAAUAAGCAUUAUAUGUAUAUACUUCAAAUAAAAUGGGAAAGUGGUAACAAGUAUAUAGUCUACAGGAAAUACAGCGACUUCUUUGAUUUUCACGAGAAGCUUACAGAGAUGUUUCCGAUUGAAGCUGGAGUUAUAGAUGAAAGACAACGAAUAUUACCAGCUUUACCCUCUAGGAAGUUAUUUCAGCGAAGUGAAGUGAAAAAGGUUGCCUCAGAGCGUGAAGUGAGUCUGGGAGAAUACUGCAAGCGUUUCUUUAAGCUGGAGGAGAAGAUCUGCCAAAAUGAGUUUGUUCAUACAUUUUUCGAACCCUCUAUGGAGGAUAUCAAUCCGCCCAAAGAUGCAAGCAAAAAGCCUGUAAAGACUAGUUUGCUCUCUGCCUUGCUACCCUUCUCCAAAAAUAAAAAAGAGCUUGUUCCCCAGAAGUCAGUGCCUGCUGGCCUUGGCCUCAAUGUCGAUCAAACGAUGGAUACCGGCGAUGCCGAGGACAUGGAUAUAGGUUCUCCAAUGUCUUUGGAUCCUUACCGUGCUAUAUCCGACUACAAGGCCGCAGACAAGUCAGGUGUUAGCUUCUCAGAGGGACAGCUUGUAGAUGUGGUCGAGAAAAACCCAACAGGUUGGUGGUUUGUCCAGGUUGACGAGAAACAAGGAUGGGCGCCUGCCUCAUACCUUGACCCCAUUGAUUCAGCCGAAGAGGCAGACGAUCCUGCGCCAAACUAUACAGAGCCAGAUCAGAUGAUUGCCACCAAAGCAUACGAAGCAAAAUUUGAAGAUGAAGUUAGCUUCAAUAAAGGGACACUUAUGGAAGUCAUGCAUAAACUCUUAGAUGGAUGGUGGAUUGUAAAUAUAAAUGGUCAAGUGGGUUACGCCCCUGCGGCCUACCUUGCCCCGAUAACUAACCCACAUAUGAAAAAUAUGAAGGCUAGUUUCAAAGUGAAGGAGGUUGUACCAACUCCAAGGAGACGGACGAUCAAAAACAUAGCAGAGGCGAACAAGAAGCCAGCAAGAGACCUGACUAUAUAUAGGAAGAUGAGCAAGAAACGCAUGCAGACGAAACAAAAGAAGCAGGCACCAAUGCUCAAUCUUAUGAUACCGCCUCCCCAGAGCGCCGUCGCCAACACAAAUGAAGAGUUUGACCAGAUCUAUUCCAAUGACACCAUGGAUCAACAAGAAUUUGGCACAAUAUACGAGGAGAUAUUAGAGAACUCUCCAUCCCCCACCGGGAAAUCUAAGUCCUACACACCAUUGGAAAAGGCGGCAGAAAGUGGCCCCAAGGUAGAGCCCAGGCCCAUUACUGAUACCCAACCACGCAAGAAGUCAUCAACAGAACACGGCUAUGAUCGUCCAGUUAGCGUUGACACUAGCGCUGGCGUUGAUGAGGAGAUAUACGAUGACGUACAGGGUGAGGAUGAUGAUUGUGGGCAAAUCUACGAGAAUCCAGCAAACGUUACCCAGAUUAAUGAAUCCGUAAACUGGAAAGCAGUCACAAGCCCCAAUUCACAACCUAUGAGGUCAGCGCCACCUUUAGCCCCAAGUCAGAAACCCCAGCCCAAACCUCGUACACCCAAAUUAGAGAAAAAGGUUCUCUCAUUAAACUCGACCAUUCCUGCCCCCGAUCCCAGCACUGUCACCAAAGAUAAAUACGGUUAUGAAAUAGUUGACGACGCUAACAAUACUCAAAACGAAAGAUGCUCAUCUCAUAGUGCGGACUAUCUUCCCCCUGCACCACCGCCACCUAUCGACGCCCAAGAUGAUAACAUUUAUCUGGCGAUGGUGUCGGACGAUAGUACAGAGAGCGCCACAAAGCCUCAGAGUAAUUUAAGAACAUCCGAACCGGACAUAUCUCCCGGAUUUAGACAAUGUAACCCUACGGUUAACUGGAAUACUGUUAUCCCGCUUAGACCAUCAGAAGCCUUGAUAGAAGAAAAGAAACCACAUGGUUAUAUUAAUGUAUUUGAUGAAAAUGGGAAAAACCCUAACAACCCCGAAGCUCAUUUAGAAAAACUUGAGAUAACUAAAAAACACGCAACUCUCGGGGCAAUGGGCAGAUCAACGGGACAAAAGCCAGUCAAACCCCAAAGAUCACCAAGGGCAUCACCAAGGAGCUCUCCCAGGAGCUCUCCCAUGGGUUCCCCGUACGUUGGUAAGAAAUCUAGUUCAAACAAUGCAGAGAUAAAUAAAUCACAAACACUUCCUGGUAAUAUUGGAUUCGGGAACGUGGCAGACAAAACAGGUUCAAAACCAGUGCCACGACCUAAAAUAACUACAAAACCUCCAGUUUCAUCCAAACAUGACUCUGCCAAUAGGGCGAAACAACGUACCAACGAUACCGACAAGGAAGAUUCUAGUCCCAAAGACAAUACCAAUGGAACUAAUGAAAAACCUAUGAAAUCAUUGGCAGAUAGAUUGGCAAUGUUUCAGAAAUAAUGAUAAAAUUUUGAAUCGAUUUUGAAGAUUUGAUCUUUUUAGUUUAUUGUCCACUAAUCUAGCCAUGCAAAAGAGUGAGGAGAAAUAUUGUGUCACCAAGAAUUUCAAACCAUUGACUUCAUUGGAGCCUUGCUCGUGGUACGCUGGUUUACUGCGGAACGUUGUUCUUUCCAGUUAACAAAUGUUUUGUUAAAUUUUAUAUCACUUAACAUAAUGUAUGUUUUCUAAAAUGAUAGUGUAAUAAAAUACGAGUCCUUUCAACAUUGCAUUUAUUUGGUUGCUUAUUUGCUU